Molecule: messenger RNA, 1219 nt
Organism: Eruca vesicaria subsp. sativa (arugula)
Lineage: Eukaryota; Viridiplantae; Streptophyta; Magnoliopsida; Brassicales; Brassicaceae
Source: the annotation of a GenBank genome assembly
GCGAGGAUCAAAAAGGAAACCUCUUUAACUUUCUCCGUGUCAACCAUCUCAUCCACGUGUCACCAAAACUCCUUAACUCCCGGCGAUAAUGUACCGAACGGCGGCGAAACGUCUUCUCGGAACUGGUUUAACAACCACCCGCCUCCUCCGUUUACCCAAGCCCAGGCCCACUCUCAUCAUCCCUUACUCCUCCCACACUUCCGAAUCUCCAAUUAGUAAUCAAUCCCUAAACCCUAAUCAAUCGAAUCCCACCGCAGCUUCUCCUCCUUCCACGGCUAGAGAGGAAGAAGGGCAUCGUCGAGAUGAGAGCAUGAGGAAACCGAGAGCUGAGUUUCAGGAAGAGCAGGCUCGUGUCCUCGCCGCCUCUCUUCGCCACGUGGCGAGAUUAGGUUGGACGGAGGAAGCGAUGAUUGCAGGUUCGAGAGACGUUGGUGUGUCUCCUUCUAUUGUUGGGUCUUUCUCAAGGAAAGAAGCUGCUCUUGUUGAGUACUUUAUGGAUGAAUGCUUGCAACUGCUUAUAGACAGAGUAGACUCUGGGUUGGAUUUGCAAAACUUGAUUCCUAGUGAACGUGUUUCGAAGCUCGUUAGGAUUCGUUUAGAGAUGCAGAUUCCUUACAUGUCUAAAUGGCCUCAAGCUCUUAGUAUUCAGGCACAUCCGGUGAAUGUUCCGACGAGUUUUAAGCAACGGGCGAUGUUAGUUGAUGAGAUAUGGCACAGUGUUGGAGAUGGAGCAUCGGAUUUGGAUUGGUAUGUCAAGCGUACUGUUCUUGGAGGUGUUUACUCAACGACUGAGAUUUACAUGCUUACUGAUGACUCCCCAGAGUAUCGCGAUACAUGGGCGUUCUUGGAUGACAGAGUCAAAGAUGCUUUUGAUAUGAAGAAGAGCAUACAAGAGGCUAAGUAUUUUGCACAAGACAUUGGAGCUGGAGUUGGGAAAUCGUUUCAAGGACUGAUGAAUGGAGUUAUGCAGACCAUGUCGAGAAGGGGUGGUAGCUCUGCUUUUUGAGAAGAAAAAAAAGAUUCACACCUUUACACAAUAAAUCUGUUUCAUCCUUUUGGAUUCUCCAGUAUUUUGAGUUUAGAAUACGCUAAUAUCAUUAUGUAUGACUUGAAGUGUAUAAACUAUUUUGUUUAUCUUCUACUUUAAAAAUAAAUCAGGUUGUGCUAUGUGAGUGAACAGAAAAGACGGUUGCUGGUUCACAUAUCAAUUUCAUAAACA